Molecule: messenger RNA, 3475 nt
Organism: Megalobrama amblycephala (Wuchang bream)
Lineage: Eukaryota; Metazoa; Chordata; Actinopteri; Cypriniformes; Xenocyprididae
Product: zinc finger and BTB domain-containing protein 12-like
Exons: 5
Coding region: 827-2443 (538 amino acids)
Biological process (GO): regulation of transcription by RNA polymerase II
Cellular component (GO): nucleus
Molecular function (GO): RNA polymerase II cis-regulatory region sequence-specific DNA binding; protein binding; DNA-binding transcription factor activity, RNA polymerase II-specific
Source: RefSeq, a predicted model, not a curated record
CCAUGUAAAUAACAAUAAAUUAAUCAUUAAUAUGAACUAUGAUAUUAGCAUAAUGACAUUCCACUUUUUUUUCUGAUGGCUUUAACAUUUUUCUGUCUUAUAUUCACUUCAAUCAUUUCCACUCUGUUUGCAAAUAUGACUUGUUUUCAUUCUCAUAAUUUAAUAUUUUUUUUGUUCUUCAAGGUCCAUCCUGAAGUCAUAGCGCCUCCAUGUGGUUACCAAUUGUAUGCAAAUUAUCACCACGUAAAUGCGUUUCACACUCUAAAGACAUUUAAACUCACAGACAGGGAAAAAAAAUGCUUGCUAAAAUUUAAUUAAAAAAUACAAAAGAUACUAGUGGUCAAACCAAUUACAUAUUCCUAAAAUACAAGCUGUUUUUAAGCUGGUGAAGCUCAUGCGCAUGCGCGUUGUAGAUCUGAGGCGGUUGGCUCUUGAACACAGCCGCCAUAUUAAGCGUUAAUGUCGCCAAGAUCUCCUCUGUUGUCUACAUGGUCUUUUAUUUUGAAAAUCGUCUUUCGGGUUCGAAAUUUCCUGUUAAGUUUUCUGACUUCAUUUCAGUCCGCGAAUUUUAGCUGUUAAAAUUUUAGCUGUUUAAAACACACGGAGCAAAAUAGAAAAUCUAUAUUAGGUAUGACCGAACUCAGACACAUAAACAAAACAUACUUCUGUAAACGAGUUCAGUUUGAGUGUUUUAGUUUGAUGUUUUCGCUGUUCCACUGAUGUGGGUGAAGCUGGAUUGAUCUCCAGACAUCAUAAAUGUGUUUGUGUUCUGUAUGAUUAUUGAUUUCUUCUCACUAAAUCACUCUCAACUUCCUGUAGGUAAAACAUGAAUGUGGAUGUGGUGAGUUUCCGUUUGCCCGGGCAUGGAGACAACACCUUGAGUAACAUGAACUCCCUGCGGACACAGCAGCACUUCUGUGAUGUCACCAUUGUGGCUGGAGGCAGGCGCAUGUUCAGGGGUCAUAAGGUCGUGCUGGCUGCUUGCUCUGCAUUUCUUAGGGACCAGUUUCUCCUGAACCCGUCAUCAGAGCUACAGCAGGUUUCAAUGUUGCACAGCUCAACGGUGGUAUGUGAACUCCUCCAGUCCUGUUACACAGGGAUGCUGCAGUUCAGUGCCAAAGAGAUUGUGAACUACCUGACUGCAGCCAGCUACCUGCAGAUGGAGCAUGUGGUGGAGAAAUGCAGAGGAGCUCUAAGCCAGUACAUGCAGCCUCGGAGUCGCAGCCCAAUUACUGUGAAAUCUGAAGACCCUCAGUCUAUGCCAGUGAUUGUCAGUGGAAGUACCCAUUCACUGGGAUCUAUUUCAUCUCCUUCUGAUACUGCAUCGCUGCAUCCUCACAGUUCAGGAAAGGAGCUUCAGGCUGCUGAUGCUGAACUCUCCAACAUCCCUCUCAAAGAUGACAGUGACUUGACCAUACACCAUGUUAGAGGAUCAGAUGCAUCUGGCCACUUCGAGGGAGAGGACGGGCAUGAAAGUGACGUCUUUCAGGUCCACAUCAAUGAUGAACAUCAAGACCCAGAGAAGUCCCCUGGUGCUGGGGAGGAAGACAGAGAAGCUGUUGUUGUAUUAGACGACCACUGUCAGCUGGACACGGGCAUGGAGGAUCCCAAUAUGGAGGGGCGUGCCAAAGGUAACAGUGUCCGAGGGCCGGGCCGCAUGUGGAGACGACGGCACGGAGAGCACAGGGGAGGCAGAGGAAGAGGCUUUAAACACAGGAAGCGGUACACCUUCAAGGACCGCAAGCUCUUGGGUAACUAUCAGGAGGCUUGGCGCUUUCCAACGCCAGAUGAGAUUAUGGGUAGUUUUGGAGCGGACUUUGGGGCUAGUUACUUGUCCAAUCAGCAUCUUUCCGACGGUACCGUCCGCAUUGACUACAGGGCUGGAGAGGGACAAGGAGAAGAGAUCGGCUCUGAUGGAGCUCCUGCACACUUCAGUGUGGAAGCUUCCAGCGGGGAAGAAGGAAUGGGAGUCGGGGCGCCUUCAAAUGAGCGUGGAGCUGCUGAUGAGUCCGUGGCAGUGGUGGGAUCCACGUCUUGCGUAACGGGACCGGUAGUCUGUGAGCAUUGCGGACUAGCAUUUUCCUCAACGCAGGAUUUAGCCAUGCAUUCCCUGUCGACACACCGGCUAUAUGUGUGUCCAUGCUGCGGGAAGAACUUCAGCCACUCCAGUAACCUCAACCGCCACAUGAUCGUCCAUCGUGGCGUUUCAAAGCUCCACUGCUGCCCCCUGUGCCACAAGACCUUCACUCAGAAGUCAACACUGUGCGACCACAUGAACCUGCACAGCGGGGAGCGCCCGCAUGUGUGCGCAUACUGCCACGUCAGCUUUGCCCACAAGCCUGCUCUACGGCGCCACUUGAAGGAGCAACAUGGAAGGACCACAGCCCAAAACUACCUGGAGAUGCAGCGAAACAAUGAGGGUGGUGUUGGGGGAGGAGUUUAGAUCACAUUUACAUUGGUAGUGUGGGUUGUUAAAAUGAAAUCAAAAUUAACCUUAUUUACUUUCUUAAUACUUGUUUGUAGGCUUAUUGUGCGCAAUUUAUCAGUGCACAUUAGAAAAAAAAUGUUUGUCUUCGUAAUCAAUAUAUAAUAACUUUAUGGUUGCUUCAAAAUUAUUCCGAAUUGUCAUUGUGCAGGCCAAACACUGCCAAAGCAUUUGCUCUUUAGCCUGGAGAAACUGAAUGAUUUUGCCCUUAAAGGGUUAGUUCACCCAAAAAUGAAUAUUCUGUCAUUAAUUACUCACCCUCAUGUCAUUCCACACCUGUAAGACCUUCAUUCAUCUUUGGAACACAAAUUAAGAUAUUUUUGAUGAAAUCCGAGAGGUUUUUUUUUUUUUUUUUUACCCCCCAUAAAAGGCAACGUAAUUACCACAAUCAAGGUAAAAAAAAGUAGUAAAGACAUUGUUAAAAUAGUCCAUGUGACUGAAGUGGUUCAAUCUUAAUGUUAUGAAGUGUAAAGAAUAGUUUUUGUGUGCAAAAAUGAAACAAAAAUAACGACUUUGUUCAACAAUUUCUUCUCUACCCUGUCAUUCUCCUACGCUGUUUACGUUCUGUAGACAGUGCAGCGCUUCUGGGUUUUUUACAAAAUUGUUGAAUAAAGUCGUUAUUUUUGUUUUGGUUUUGCGCACACUUAUUUUCGCAUGUUCAAUUGCUGUUUGUCUGGCAGUAGAAUGUCUGAGAAGUGACGUACUGUCAUCUGGGGAAUGCCCAUGUUGGUCAGUGUGAAUUGGCUUUUAUAUUCACUUACAGGGAGUUCACUCAAAAAUGAAAAUUCUGUAAUUUUCUUCAAUUCUCUUACAUUGCCCUCCAAAAGUUUGGAAACUCCCUAGAAAACUGGGGUUUUGGACACUAUUGGCAUGAAUCCUUUUUAAUUUGUGAUCAUUUUGCACUGAUAAGGGACAAACACAAACUACGAAAACAUAUUUUAUUACAUAAACAGUUUAUACAUAGAAAAAACUUAUCAAAAUAUCCACCAU